Erythranthe guttata (spotted monkey flower) is the source of this 2194-nucleotide messenger RNA. RefSeq names its product protein AUXIN SIGNALING F-BOX 2. Gene Ontology annotation, cellular component: SCF ubiquitin ligase complex. NCBI's taxonomy places the organism in Eukaryota, Viridiplantae, Streptophyta, Magnoliopsida, Lamiales, Phrymaceae. Gene Ontology annotation, biological process: SCF-dependent proteasomal ubiquitin-dependent protein catabolic process. Gene Ontology annotation, molecular function: protein binding. The record is from RefSeq and is a predicted model, not a curated record.
GAGAGAGAGAGAGAGAGAGAGAGAGAGAGAGAGGGGAGGAUCAUCAUCAACCUUUCGAUUGAUUUUGGAAUGACUGAGCUCGCUCAGAAUUACCUUUCAUUUAUUAUCCAAUAACACCCCAUUCUUCUCUCCGAUUGAUAAAUAUACUUGAAGUUUUCUUCUUUUAUAUGUUUCUCUCAUCAGAUCUACUCUCAUAUUUAUUCAAACGCUACUUUCCGUUUUCAGCUUCUUAUCUUCAGAUCUGUUUUAUCUCAGAUCCACCUAAGUUAAUUGUUCGUUCAUCGUGUGAUGAAUUACAUCCCGGAGGAAGUAUUGGAGCACGUCUUCGAUUUCAUCACUUCGCAUCGGGACCGCAACGCAGUGUCUUUAGUGUGCAAGUCCUGGUACAGUGUCGAAAGAUUCAGCCGAGACAAGGUUUUCAUCGGCAACUGCUACUCCAUCAGCCCUGAGCGUUUGAUUGCUAGGUUUCCGAGGCUUCGCUCUUUAACUUUGAAAGGGAAGCCCCAUUUUGCCGAUUUCAAUUUGGUGCCCCAUGAUUGGGGAGGGCAUGUGUACCCUUGGAUUGACGCCAUGGCCAAGAGUGGUAUUAAUCUAGAGGAAUUGAGGUUAAAGCGGAUGGUGGUGACCGAUGAGAGCCUUGAGCUGCUUGCCAAGUCUUUUCCCACUUUCAGGUCUUUGGUUUUGGUCAGCUGUGAAGGCUUCACCACUGAUGGCCUUGCUGCCAUUGCUUCCGGUUGCAGGUUUCUGAGGGAGCUUGACUUGCAGGAGAAUGAAGUUGAUGAUCGCAAGGGUCAGUGGUUGAGCUGUUUUCCCGAUACCUGCACCUCUCUCGUUUCUUUGAAUUUUGCUUGCCUCAAAGGUGAAGUUAAUGUGUCGGCUCUUGAAAGAUUGGUCGGAAGAUGCCCUAACCUUACAAGUCUAAGACUUAAUCAUACAGUACCUCUAGAUGCUCUUCACAAAAUAUUGGCGCGAGCACCUCAAUUGAAUGAUCUAGGAACAGGCUCUUUUGUUCACGAUCCAGAUUCAGAGAGUUGCAACAAAUUGAAGAAUGUUUUGCGCAUGUGUACAUCAAUUAGAAGCUUGUCGGGAUUUCUAGAUGUCAAUGGACGCAGUCUGCCUUCUAUAUACCCAAUCUGCACCAACUUGACUUCUUUGAACUUAAGCUACGCCCCUGGAAUCUACAGUAACGAGCUUAUAAAGCUAAUCUGCCACUGCAAGAAAUUAGAGCGUCUAUGGAUUUUAGACACAAUUGGAGAUAAAGGGCUAGGUGUUGUGGCCUCGACAUGCAAAGAGCUGCAGGAAUUGAGAGUUUUCCCAUCUGAUAUUGCAGCCGUGACAGAAGAAGGACUAGUUGCAAUAUCUGCUGGAUGUCCAAAGCUCAACUCACUGCUCUAUUUCUGCCAGCAGAUGACAAACGCUGCACUGAUUACGGUGGCGAAGAAUUGUCCGAAUUUUAUUCGGUUCCGAUUGUGCACACUGAAUCCAACAAUUCCAGACGCAGCGACCAAUCUACCCCUGGAUGAGGGUUUUGGGGCAAUUGUGCAGUCGUGCAAGGGUUUGAAGCGGUUAUCAGUGUCGGGACUACUAACAGACCAGGUAUUCCUUUACAUAGGAAUGUAUGGUGAGCAUCUUGAAAUGCUUUCAAUUGCGUUUGCUGGGAAUAGCGACAAAGGAAUGCUUUAUGUGCUGAAUGGGUGCAAGAAACUGAAGAAGCUUGAAAUAAGGGACAGCCCUUUUGGUGACGUAGCACUUCUAGCUGACGUGGGGAAGUACGAGACAAUGCGAUCCCUUUGGAUGUCGUCCUGUGAAGUGACGUUUGGAGGGUGCAAGACUGUUGCUCAGAAGAUGCCCAGGCUCAAUGUGGAGAUCAUCAAUAAUGAAGGUGGUGAGCCGAUGGAUGAUGAUGAUGAUGUUGAUGGAAAGAAAGUCGAAAAGAUGUACUUGUAUCGGACACUUGUUGGGCCUCGGAGAGAUGCACCUGAGUUUGUUUGGACAUUGUAGAUGAUUGCGUGUUUGCAUUAAGUCCCUCGUCAUCUGCUAUUUUUACUUCUACUUGUAUUAAUAAGUAGGUCACAACUUGGUUUAGAUGAACUAUAUAUUUAUUAUGGCUUGUAGUUUUACUGGUGGUGGAUUAUUUGUAUGUUCAAAUAAACCUAUUUCUUCUCUAUAUCUAUUUGUACAAUGCUUCUGUUAA